Molecule: messenger RNA, 1017 nt
Organism: Symbiodinium pilosum
Lineage: Eukaryota; Dinophyceae; Suessiales; Symbiodiniaceae
Source: the annotation of a GenBank genome assembly
AUGGAUGCCAGCAUCGAAGGGUUUGUAAAGGCCCUUGGUGGCGGUGUGGGUGCCCUCUUCUCUACGACAACUCUCUACCCUUUGGAGGUCACCAAGACCAAGGUGCAGGCUUUUGCAGGCAAGGCCAGCACAGACGAAGACGAUGACGCUGAGAAACACAAGGCAAUGGCAAAUACAUUUCAUGCCUUGUCCUACACCUGGCACAAGGAGGGGCCGUGGGCCUUGUUGGCCCCAUGGGCUCCUGGCUGGUCCAGCACCUGCGUAGACCAGUUUGUCUUCAACUUUGUGUACUACUACUUCUAUGAGUCCUUCAUGGCCCUAUGGCGAAGUGUCAUUGGCCGCGUCACCUAUCGCGCCAACAUGCUCAUUGCUACCUCGGCAGGAGCAGUGAUGCAGCUCACCACCCUUCCACUGCAGAAUCAUUCCACGAGGAUGCAGACGCAGACGGUACAGCGUGGUAAUUUGGCCACUGCAGUAGCCAUGUAUCAAGAGGAUGGCCUUGGAGCCUUCUACAAGGGCCUCUUGCCUUGCCUGUUAUUAUCUGUAAAUGCAUCCAUCCAAGACACGAUCUAUGACACCAUCAAAGAAAUCUGGCUAAGGCGUGUAAAUCUCAGUGCCAAACAGCACCAGGCUCAGGUCCGGAUCGGCCUGACAGCUGGCCAAGCUUUUUGGCUCGGCCUUGGCAGCAAACUGAUUGCAUCCACGGUCUGCUACCCUCUGACACGGGUGAAACAGAUGUGCCAGGCGCAGACCAAGCGCUCCAAAACCCGGCAGGGUGCAACAAAAGACGGGGAAGUCGCCCCGCUGAACAUGUUUCAGAUGGCCAUGCAAGUCUACAAAGCGGACGGCCUCCAGGGCUUCGUGUAUGGCAUUGAAGGGCAGGUCUUCAAUGCAUCCCUGAAAGCAGCGCUGAACAGAAUGGUCAAGGAACGGAUUCAAGUACUCAUUUUCUUUCUUUUGUUUCCGCAGAGAUUUCGCAAAAUGCGAGAAGCUGCAUUGGCACAAGUUCAGCAGUAG